GUGAUAUCAUUCAGACGUUUUCACGGUAUAAAACACUAUAAAUCUUAUUGAAAGAAAAUCCUAUGACGAUAGACGAGCCAUUUCUGCCGCCGGUGGCAGCUUUGCUGGAGAUGGACGGUCACAUCGCCGGCCCAGCUCCAGCAUUCUUCACCACAUUCUUUCCACCACUCCAAACGCCGACAGAAGAGGCCACCUCUGAAGCACAAUCGUCGCCAGAUGAAUUUGUUCCUUGGUUCACCAGGUUCUGUACCGAAAACGCUAGUGACAGCAAGUGGGAGAUGAAGCAUUACUUCAACACGGACGGCGAGGGCGUGGACCUGUCGCUCAUGUCACCCAGCAAGCACAUCAAGACUAUAGGCAACCGCUGUACCGACAGCAUAUCAUACGCCGACGGAUUGGCUAGACUUUACGGCCACGCCAGAAACGUAUUCAACAAAGACUCUAUGCGUCACUCGCUGCACGCCUUCUACAUCCACGGCGAGACGCUCGAGUGCUGGGUGUUUGACCGACAGGGCAUGUAUAGCAGCGAAGCAUCAUCCCUACGUGGCAGUUUUACCCGAUUUUCUCAUAUCCUUACGCUAUAUCAAGGCUUUACAGACCAAGAGGCAGGUAUGUCGCCUUUUAUUCAGCAGGACAAAAGUGGUACAUGGCUCAGCAAGUUGGGUGACGGCCUCAAGAUCCGUCUCAGCUCAGAGCCCAGCUUCGGCCCAGGGAAGAUAUUUCGAGAUGACGAAACGCCAAAAUACAAUGCCAAUAGUACACAGGGUGCUGCAGCCGGCUUUACUGUCCAGUUUACAUUUGCUGGUGUUGCUUCGCGUAACCACUGGGAUGCCAAGCAAACCGUGACGACGGUCAAGAGUCAAGCCGUCGAUGACGCGGAAGCCAACAUAGCAAAUCAUACCAACUGUUUUACAGUCUCUGUGCGACCUAUACCCUGUGGAACGAUACGGAAGCUGCGCCUAGAUACAACUACUGCUACCGCUACUGCUACCCAUGAAUUCGGCUUGGUCAGAUACAGCGUGGCAGAAUGACGAAAGUCAGCAAUUAGGAUGGUUUACGUGCCAUAGUAUAUACAUGUACAUAUUAUAAGAAGUAAAAUGAUUCUAGCACUCGCAUGUCAGAUAUUAAGGUUCCCUUCACAUUUCUUUAAAUCCUCCACUGCUCUUUCUUUCACAGCUAUCUGUUCCUCGGGGCUCAGUACGCUAUACCAUGCGAAGCCAUACGCGCGGCUUUUUAAUAAGAAAGGGGGUUUCUUGGCUUUAUACCAAGCGUGAUUGAACCUGUAUCCCAUUAAACGUUCUUCUGACCAGUACGCAAAGCCGCUAUCUGCAAAUGUAUCAAACGGCAUGUAGUUUCGAAGGUUGAAGAGUUUGAUGUAUUUAAGGAAGCCCUGGGGAUGUUCUAUGAUCAGCGCACCCGGCCCGGUAUACCGAAGCUUCUUCCACUCUUUGCGCUUGGGCUUUGCUCCAGAAAAAUAGAAUCUUGACAGGCCUUUAUUUGAGAAGGGACCUAGCUCGAUAUUAGCUAUAGCUAAAGGGCUAUCCCUAUGCACAAUAUUCCUCAAAAGCGCAUAAAUGGGUUCAUAUUCAAGCGGUGUUCGGAUAUAGUCCCACCCUUCGUCUUACAGCUCGUACGGUAAGUCGAAGGAGUUGUUACACUCUCUGUUGGGAUCUGUAUGCUCUUGGUAGUUAUAUCGUCCCCCAUAGAAGGAUGUUUCGUUGACGCGAAGCGCCUUGUCUUGAGUCCAAUGCCACGGCUUUACACCUGCAACAUACUCGCCGCGAGCUGGUUGUAUUAUGAUGGGUCGGUGUUGAAGGGUCUCAACAUCAGAUGGGGACCAUUGAAGCUGUCGAAGACGACCAGCACGCUUCAGGUCACGAACCAUCUGUACCCUCCAGACUGCGCGGAUUGCCCGCUGCUGCUCGGUCCACGAAGGAUCUCCAACAUCCGUCACUUUUACAGGAGCAAACUUGUACCCAAGAAUCCAUGUCUCAUCGCGACCGACCCUUACCGACACUGGUUAUAAGUGCAGUCGUGUGAGUCAACAAAGCCGUUGAGGUCAGGCUGAGCGCCAAAGUGACGAAGCAUUCAGUAGACCAAGACGCGAACAGUUCAUAUGUAGACAUACCCUUUGAACAGUAUAAUAAAAAAAGCAGCCCAUUUUGUUUGUUAUUUCUCUCUCCCUCUUUGGCGC
Messenger RNA from [Torrubiella] hemipterigena, 2194 nucleotides. The record is from the annotation of a GenBank genome assembly. Lineage: Eukaryota; Fungi; Ascomycota; Sordariomycetes; Hypocreales; Clavicipitaceae.